AAAUGGUUGUAGGGUAGGACCAUUCAAAUGCCGCCUCGUCCAGCAUCAAACCGAUCUUGAAACGAAGCCAACGUGCAACAAAGAACCAGACCACAACAUCCCGUCUAAACAACUGCCCGAAAAGAAAAUGGCACGGCGUCUCUCUCGAAUAUUAAAAUCAUCUCUGUGAUCGCCACGAGCAUCACAAUGCCUGCCUCGGAGUGUGAGGUUGAUGUCAAAAGCCAAAAGCCAAAAGGCUACGGAUUUCUUGCCAAGGGCAAUCCUUACAAGACAGGAAUCUGCCGUCGAUUGACACAUGCCUCCGGCAGGAAACUGUACGUUGUCAAAGGUGGGAACAAGAUCGUUGGGCUUCGCGCACCGCACGACAUUAUCAGCAAAGUUCACCAGCAGGACAAGGAAACAAAGGCGACGCGACGCGCCGCUGUUGAGAGGCGCGAUGGGGCAACCGAAGCGACUUUCAAGGAAGCAAUCCUCAAAGACUUCCCCAAGAUUCCAGAGGAUAGCCUCAGAACGAUACUCCAACAUACCUUGAAGAAGCGCAGUGGGAGGGUCGGGCGCACAGGCACGCGCGACAUGACCUCCAAGGUCCGUCUUGCGGUCACGGCUCACAUUCGUCACAAAUACACCGACUAUGACACAUUGCUCAAGAGGAACCAGAAAAGAAUGCAGCACCCGCAAGCGAGGCAGCUGGUCCACCCUGAGAUUGUUCGUAUCCUGCGCGACUGGAGAGGGGGCAAAGCUACUCGUCCGCCAAAGUCCAAGCAGACAGCUCCGACCACGCACAAUAAGAAGCAGGAUACUCCUCAGCGCGCUCAAUCUGCUGAGAAGAAGAAUCCCAGCACCACAAAGACUGCAAGCCACCGCCCCAAUGGAAAGAGCUCCGUGUCGUCUGGCAGCGAGCGUCAGGAAGCACGGCGGCUUCCCUCAGUACAGCCCGCGCCUGGCCGCCGCCUACGGGUCCAGACAAGAUCAAUGCGUGCUUUGGGCGAGCAGAACAGAAGCUUCGAGCAGCUGGAUGUAUCACCUAACGAUAAAGACAAUCCCAUUGUUCUAGAUUCAUCGGCGAGCGAGGAGAGUGAGGCACCGGACAACUGCAGCGAUUUUGAUUCCCUGGAUGGAUUUAUCGUACAGGACGGUUUCGAUGAUUCAGACGACGACGAUACGGAUCUUGAACUUCGCCUGGAAGAUUACGAGUAACGAAAUCAUGGCGGCGGGGUCAAAGUGAUUUGUUGGCGCGAUGACUGAUGACUGACCUCCUUGUGUUGAUAAUCGUUGUUUGGUGUUGGGCGGUUGCCAUUUAGCGCGGGUGGUUGGCCAGGUACUGGGGUAGUUGACAAAUUAAAAC
Messenger RNA from Emericellopsis atlantica, 1345 nucleotides. RefSeq lists its product as uncharacterized. The transcript has a single exon. The record is from RefSeq and is a predicted model, not a curated record. Bases 187 to 1197 code for a protein of 336 amino acids. NCBI's taxonomy places the organism in Eukaryota, Fungi, Ascomycota, Sordariomycetes, Hypocreales, Bionectriaceae.